Raphanus sativus (radish) is the source of this 1671-nucleotide messenger RNA. Its product is annotated as protein DETOXIFICATION 50-like. Gene Ontology annotation, molecular function: xenobiotic transmembrane transporter activity; antiporter activity. Gene Ontology annotation, cellular component: membrane. Lineage: Eukaryota; Viridiplantae; Streptophyta; Magnoliopsida; Brassicales; Brassicaceae. The record is from RefSeq and is a predicted model, not a curated record. Bases 1 to 1551 code for a protein of 516 amino acids. Gene Ontology annotation, biological process: xenobiotic detoxification by transmembrane export across the plasma membrane. The transcript has a single exon.
AUGUCUCAAUCAAAUCAUGUGAUCAGUAACGAAGUUACAAUACCCUUACUCCAAAGAAUGUCUCUUGGCGAGAAACUACAUUUACUUAAAAAUAACUUCGUCACUGAAGCAGGCCCAAUCGCCAUAAUGUUUUUCCCAUUAGUUCUCUCAAGUGGUGUCUCUUACCUUCACACCUUAUUCUCUAUGAUUUUCCUACGCAGACAUCAUUCCUCCAUUCUCGCUGGCUACUCCCUUGGCCUUGCUACCGCCAACUUUAGCGCUUACGCCGUCUUCUCCGGCUUGACCGCGGGCGCCGAAACCAUCUGCUCACAAGCCAUCGGCGCAAAACGCUAUAAACUCUUCCAUGCAACCAUCCGGCGAGGAAUGAUCCUCCUCUUCUUCACAUCACUCCUUGUUUUACUUCUCUGGAUAAACAUGGAGAGGAUUAUGACAAUGUUGAACCAGGACGAGAAGCUUGCGUCCAUAGCUCAAACCUUUCUGUUUUGCUCUAUUCCAGAUCUCUUUGCUCGGUCUUUCUUACACCCAUUAAGAGCUAAUCUCAAGACUCGGUCAAAGACUCUGCCUCUAUCACUCUUGACAUUACUGGCGAGUAUUCUCCACUUUCGGUUCUUGUCCUUCUUCGUGUCGCACCUCGGUUUUGAGGUUCAAGGUGUCGCUUUGAGUAAUGUUUUGUCAAAUAUUAUCCUUGUCGCCUUUCUCUUCAUCUACAUCAAAAAAAAGCUAGCUACCGACGAUGAGGAGGAGGAGGAGGAGGAGGAGGUUACAGAGGAGUCGUAUGAAGAUCGUUGGAGAGAAUGGAAGAAACUGUUUGGUCUGGCGAUACCAAGUUGUGGGAUGGUUUGUCUCGAGUUCUGGUGCUAUGAGAUAAUGACUUUGCUUUGUGGUUAUCUCGAAAAGCCUGAAGUAGCUGUUGCUUCAAUGGGAAUUAUCAUUCAACUCACUUCUCUUGUUUACAUUUUCCCUCAUUCCUUCAGCUCCGUAGUCGCGACUCGGGUCGGAAACGAGCUCGGUUCGAACCGGCCACACGCGGCUAGAAAUGCCGCCACUGUCGGACUAUGUUUCAGCGUUCUCCUCGCGAUCACCGCUUUCACGCUCAUGUUCGCGUUCAGAAACGUAUGGGCUACGUUCUUCACGGAUGAUGAGGCCGUCAUUGAUUUAGUUUCAAAGGUUGUGCCGAUAGUUAGCCUCUGCGAGCUAGGAAACUGCACUCAGACGACGGUAUGCGGCGUUCUCAGAGGGUCGGCGAGGCCGAGGACGGGAGCUUUCAUUAACGCGGCGGCGUUUUAUGUGGUUGGUUUUCCUGUUGCGUAUUUUACGGCGUUUUGGUUUGAGUUUGGGUUAAUGGGACUUUGGCUCGGGAUGCUAGCAGCGCAGAUAACUUGUGUGAUUGGUAUGAUGGUGGCGAUGUAUAUGACUGAUUGGGAACGUGAGGCGGAAAGGGCUGGGGAGCUCACAUCGGUGGAUAACUGCAGACGCGACGGUGAUGAUGUCAUCGAGGAUAUGGAGGAGGCUGAGGGGUUGAUAAGUAGGGUCGAGUCUCUUUCUGAGUGAUAGAAGAAUGCUCUGUUUUUAUCGGAUGUCCCCGGAAGGGGAAGAAUGCUCUGUUUUAUUUGUUUUUGAAUUGAAUAAUGCUCUGUUUUUUUUUUUUUUGAAUUAAAGAAUGUUCUGUUU